AUGGAGAAUGCAAGGGGAAAUGAUACAAGUGAGUCUUCUAAGGCUCGAAUGAGCCAAAUGGAACAAAUGCUCGCAGCCUUGACUGAAACAUUGACACAACAACAGAGGCAACAACCUUUGCCCCCUCCACCUCCACAACAUGAGCCAAAUAACAAUGAUAUGAUUAACCUAACACAAAAGUUCAUGAAGAUGAAACCGCCAACCUUCCUUGGAGGUAUUGUACCACUAAAGGCUGAAACAUGGUUGUUGGAAAUGGAGAAGUUAUUCGAAGUGUUUCCCUAUUUUGAGAAUCAGAAAGUUCUUUUAGCCACCUACACACCGAAGGACGAAGCCCGAAGAGGGUGGUUGUUGACCCGAAACAGCAAUGAAAACAUAACAUGGGCUCAAUUUAAUGUGAUAUUCUAUGACAAAUACUUCCCUCAAUGCUUUCGAGAUAGAAACGUUUCAGAGUUUCAGGAACGUAAGCAAGGAAAGAUGUCCGUGGCUGAGUACAAGGCUAAGUUCACCGAGUUGGCCAGAUUUGCACCUCAUAUGGUGGACACGGACUACAAGAAAGCUUAA
Messenger RNA from Camellia sinensis, 561 nucleotides. The record is from RefSeq and is a predicted model, not a curated record. NCBI's taxonomy places the organism in Eukaryota, Viridiplantae, Streptophyta, Magnoliopsida, Ericales, Theaceae.